UGUUGGUUAGCUACAAGAAGGCAGCGGCUAAUCUUAGUGGUUACGUUAGCUGUGUAAUUAGCAUGUGUUACUACAGUUAGCUAAUAAGGAACACCUUUUAGCAUAUUAGCGGGACUGUAAAGCGUAUCCAUAACUUUAAUAAAUAUGUGUACAAACAUAUAAUUGAAUAAGCGCAGCGAGUAACGACGAGGUAAAAGAGCUCCCCCAAAACAACCUAUCACUGUUAAGCAAGCUAGCACAACACUAGCUAGAUAACUAACUAAACUGGACGUUAACGUUAGUUAACAUUGUUUAGAAAUUACAGCCAUGACACUGGUAGUUGGUCGCGAACCCAGAAAGACUGCGGGUAAUCGCAUGUCAAAAUUACUGGAUGCUGAAGAAGAGGACGAAUUCUACAAGACCACUUAUGGAGGAUUCAACGAUGAAUCAGGAGAUGAUGAGUAUCAUGGAGAACAUUCAGACACAGAGGAUGAGGUGGACAGCGACUUCGACAUCGACGAGGGCGACGAGCCAGACAGCGACCAAGAGGAGGAUGCACCUCGGAGGAAAAGUCGGGUUGUCACUAAAGCUUAUAAGGAACCUAUAAAGGUGGCAAAACCCAAACCCAAAAGACCCUCUGAGGAACAGAAGAAGACUGAGAAAACUAAAGUGGAGCUCAAAAGGAGGAUUCCACAAGAAUUCCAAGAUUUUUGCGAGACUCGGAAGUCUGUGCGACAGUCCACCAGUGAACAUACCCGAAAGACCAAUCUGCGCUUGCAAGAGCGUCAGGAUGCCCCUCGGAGACGGAGAGGUGCUCACCGUGACCGGCCCUUAACCCAGGAAGAAUUGCUGGCUGAGGCCAAAAUAACUGCUGAGAUCAACAUUCGAUCUUUAGAGAACUAUGAACGUUUGGAGGCGGACAAGAAGAAACAAGUCCACAAGAAGCGGCGUUUUGAUGGACCAACCAUCCGUUACCAUUCAGUCCUGAUGCCACUAGUCUCUCACUCUGUCCUAAAAGAAGAAAACGUGGAUGUUGAAGGGUUGGAUCAGGACGUCCCUCAGACUGCACCUCAAAAUCCUACCACACCUUCCCAGCAGCCUGCCGGAGGCCUGUGCUCCCGUACUUACAUAACAUUCAGUGACGAUGAAGCUUUCGGGCUGUCCUUUCCACGCAGUGCCCAGUCAAGUCCUCAGCUGCCCGUCCAGGAGGUUUGUCCUGUCACCCACAAGGCCGCACUGUACAGAGACCCAGUCACUGAUAUACCUUACGCUAACACACGAGCCUUCCGCAUCAUCCGAGAAGCGUACCGUAAAUACGUGGCUGCUCAUGGAUUUCCAAACACUUCGGGAGGUGUGACGGGACUUGACUCCUCCGCAGCGAAGGGUGCCCGCCAGAAAAUGGUUGUCAAGCAGAGUUCUGUGGGAACAUAGAUUUGUUUCGAAAAAGAAUUUAGGAAAUAGGUCUGUGUUUCUUUUUUUAAAUGUAUUAGUUCAGGUAGAAUGACAUGAUUCACUGACAUGAGGAAAAACCACAACCCACCGCCAUGGGGUAAAUACCUUUUCUUCAAACUACUGUCUACAUUUAGUUAUAUCUACAACCAUACAAAGUAUCCAUGGCAACAGAGAUUUAUUGUAAAAGUUACAGAUUUAGCAGUCACUGACUAAUAUGUUACAGUUAUAGGCAAACGCAAAUAUUUUCAGUACUACUGUUGACUGGAUAACAUAAAAUUAAAAGAAGUAAAAGAACUUAGUAAAAAACAAACAUUACCACAACCAAAUCGGUUGGUGCAUUCCCAUAAACUAAAAGUCUUACUUGUGUUGUCUCUGUGUACAGAAAUUCAUUUUGUACUUUAAUACCCUGAUAAAUCCAGGUCGAGUGGAUGAAAAACUACAGAUUGGCUUUGGAAGUGAAGUAGGUCUCCAUCUGCACAUCAUUUCUUAAAUUAAUGCCUUUUUUUACUAUCAAGAUAAUUUGUUUCUACAAAUGUACAUAUUUCUCAAUAAAAAUAAAUAUUUAAAACUCGGAAUAAUAAAUCAUAUCUGGUUUAUAUCACAUUUCACAAACAUCAAACAACAGCUACACUGAAAGUUACGGUACUGUGGAACUAAAAACAUCAGCAUCAGUCUGUCUUUUGAGGGUUUUGUUCAUUUAAUGUUAACAAUUUAUUGUUUUUAAUCUGUUGUCAUGAUUUACAGCCUGUAUCAUCCCAUCCUCAUCACAUUAAAAUUAAUUUCAUCUGUAA
Messenger RNA from Siniperca chuatsi (mandarin fish), 2222 nucleotides. RefSeq names its product vacuolar protein sorting 72 homolog a (gene vps72a). Gene Ontology annotation, biological process: chromatin remodeling; regulation of DNA-templated transcription. The coding region runs from base 307 to 1410 and encodes 367 amino acids. Gene Ontology annotation, cellular component: nucleus. The record is from RefSeq and is a predicted model, not a curated record. The transcript has 6 exons. Gene Ontology annotation, molecular function: ATP-dependent H2AZ histone chaperone activity. Lineage: Eukaryota; Metazoa; Chordata; Actinopteri; Centrarchiformes; Sinipercidae.